Drosophila yakuba is the source of this 2612-nucleotide messenger RNA. RefSeq names its product cytochrome P450 4d1 (gene Cyp4d1). The record is from RefSeq and is a predicted model, not a curated record. The transcript has 3 exons. Lineage: Eukaryota; Metazoa; Arthropoda; Insecta; Diptera; Drosophilidae. Gene Ontology annotation, molecular function: iron ion binding; oxidoreductase activity, acting on paired donors, with incorporation or reduction of molecular oxygen; monooxygenase activity. Bases 1039 to 2550 code for a protein of 503 amino acids.
CGCAGCUGCAUCAGCAUCUGCAUUUUGAUGGUCAGAAGUGCGAGAAGUGAUGAGAGGAUGGCUGGGAAACUAGGAAACUAGGUGUUCACCCAGUUAAUUAGCUGGUUUAUGGAUUCCUAUAUAUUCCAAAAGUAUGCUCCAAACGUAAACAGUCUAUAAACAGCCUAUUACCUAUUUAUAGUUCAUUUUGGCACGGUGCACUUCUCGCAGAUGCCCAUUAUUCAUCAAUGGAUAUGCCAGAGUGGCUUUUGUUAGGGCCUCUGCCACAAGCAUACGAAUCGCAGCAUUUCAAGAUCGCGACUUCGUCAUCGUUGUUUGUUUGCCAUCGCUGGGAUGUGAGUGGGAUGGCCUAAGAAUAGCUAAGAAUAGCGCACCUCACCCGAAAUAGAUGCGCCAUGUGGCCACUGUGACGUCAGGAGCUGGUUGCCUGGAUGCGGAGGAGUGAAGUGGUGGAGAGGAGUGGAGCUGAGCGGUCAGGAUGUAAACAACCAGCGCUGGAAUCACACCGAAUGGAAUGCCGUGGCCGACGGUUUGUUUACACUCGAUCUCGCACACAUCCAUCCACUCAAUCAAAAUCAAUUUCGCCGGCCAAGAAUCUCCGCCGGAAUCCGCUCUCUUCCGUUCGGAAGGAAUGGCUUUGCUUAUCUCCCCCCAAAAUGGCAAUCGCCUAUCAGAAAGUCAGACUGUGACCCUCAAAGGUUCGCGAGUGCCAGUCGGGUGCAUGGUCCAAACAGUGGAGAUCUCGUUAGAAGUACGAAAAAUGUCCAAGCUGAGACAUCGGCAAGAUCCCUUGCCCCCGUAGUAUAAUGUAGUCUUGGAAGAUCUCUGUGAACUAUGCUAAAAAUAUUGAGCGAACUUUCGAACUCACCAACGCCAGUGCCUUCCGAUGCCACCAGUUGAUAACGCCCAGUUGAUAGAUGCCAUCACUGCCCCGAGCUGCUGAUUGGGAGCAGCUUGUGUUAUCAGGCGCUUAUUUCACGGCUAGCUUGGAGUCGCAACAGUUGAUAGCGUUGUCUGCAUAGAUGUGGUAGAAGCGAAAUGUGGCUCCUACUAUCGCUGGUCCUGCUCCUGGUGAUCCUCGCCCUGGAGAUGCGGCGGUUCCUGCGGAACAUGAGAACGAUUCCAGGUCCACUGCCAGUGCCCCUGCUCGGCAACGCCCAUCUCUUUCUGGGGCUCACUCCGGCGGAGGCCUGCCUCAAGAUCGGCGAGCUGGCGGAGCGGCACGGCGACACCUUCGGCCUGUUCCUGGGCCCGUCCUACAGCGUGAUGCUCUUCAAUCCGCGCGACGUGGAACGGGUGCUGGGCAACAGCCAGCUGCUGACCAAGUCGCAGGAGUACUCCUUCCUGGGCCGCUGGCUCAACGAGGGCCUGCUGGUGAGCAACGGACGCAAGUGGCAUCGCCGGCGCAAAAUCAUCACCCCGGCCUUCCACUUCCGCAUCCUGGAGCCCUACGUGGAGAUCUUCGACAGGCAGUCGCUGCGGCUCGUCGAGGAGCUGAGGCUAAGGAUGAGCAGGGGCCAGGAGCGCAUCAACCUGGGCGAGGCCAUUCACCUCUGCACGCUGGACGCCAUUUGCGAGACCGCCAUGGGUGUUUCUAUCAACGCACAGUCGAAUGCAGAUUCCGAGUACGUGCAGGCGGUGAAGACCAUAUCGAUGGUGUUGCACAAGCGCAUGUUCAACAUCCUGUACCGCUUCGACCUCACCUACAUGCUGACCCCACUGGCGAGGGCGGAGAAGAAGGCCCUGAACGUGCUGCACCAGUUCACGGAAAAGAUCAUUGUGCAGCGCAGGGAGGAGCUCAUCCGCGGUGGAAGCGGUCAGGAGAGCAGCAAUGAGGACGCCGACGUGGGCGCCAAGCGCAAGAUGGCUUUCCUGGACAUCCUCCUGCAGUCGACCGUCGACGAACGGCCCCUAAGCAACUUGGACAUCCGCGAGGAAGUGGACACCUUCAUGUUCGAAGGCCACGACACCACAUCCUCGGCCCUAAUGUUCUUCUUCUACAACAUAGCCACCCAUCCGGAGGCGCAGAAGAAGUGCUUCGAGGAGAUCCGUUCCGUAGUGGGCAAUGACAAGAGCACACCGGUGAGCUAUGAGCUGCUAAACAAGCUGCACUACGUCGACCUGUGCGUGAAGGAGACCCUGCGAAUGUAUCCGUCUGUGCCGCUGCUGGGUCGUAAGGUUCUCGAGGACUGCGAGAUCAAUGGAAAACUCAUCCCGGCGGGCACGAAUAUCGGCAUCUCACCGCUCUACUUGGGCAGACGGGAGGAGCUCUUCAGCGAGCCCAAUAGCUUCAAGCCGGAACGGUUCGAUGUGGUCACCACUGCCGAGAAGCUGAAUCCGUACGCGUACAUACCGUUCUCGGCCGGACCACGCAACUGCAUUGGCCAGAAGUUCGCCAUGCUGGAGAUCAAGGCCAUCGUGGCCAAUGUGCUGCGGCACUACGAGGUGGACUUUGUGGGCGACUCCUCCGAGCCGCCGGUGCUGAUUGCCGAGCUCAUCCUGCGCACCAAGGACCCCUUGAUGUUCAAGGUGCGGGAGCGUGUCUACUAAAUCAAAAGCUCACAUCAUAUUCCUUCACUUGUAAAUGAAAAUAUAUUCAAAAAUGUUAACGA